UUCGGCAUCCAUGAUUUUCGCCGGUAUUAUGAUCUUCAUGGUGUCAUUUUGAUAGAUGUGUUUAUGUAGUUAGUAAGUUUAGUAAUUUGUUUUAUUUCAGUUUUGCCAAACACCAUUAAGGCGUAAUUAUCACGUUCUUGUGAUAUAAUUGCUUAAACGAUUCGUUCUUGCUACAAUGAAUGCCACUUUUUCAAAGGGUAGUGGAGAGGAACAGUCGUAUCCACAACUGGAUUUAAGUGGAAAACUAAUAAUUAAGGCCCAGCUUGGUGAUGAUGUUCGGCGUAUUCCAAUACAUAAUGAAGCAAUAACAUAUGAUGAGCUGGUUCUUAUGAUGCAACGGGUAUUCAGGGGAAAGCUCAGCAGCUCUGAUGAUAUUACCAUCAAAUAUAAAGAUGAAGAUGGGGAUCUGAUCACCAUUUUUGACAGCUCGGACCUGGCAUUUGCUGUUCAGUACAGUCGCAUCCUGAAGCUUCAGAUUCUGGUUGGAGGAGAGGACAAAGCGAAUCAGCGCAACCAGAGCUUGCAGCCUGUGCAAGUGAAUCACAUCCGACGUGAACUCCAACACAUCCGAGAUCAAGUAAACCAUCUUUUAGACUCAAUAGAGCCUCGAGCUGUGGAAGUGACCAGCUCCACAGCAGAGAAUCGUAAUGGAGUUCCUGAGAGGAAUAGUGCUGCAUCAAAACUGAGUUCUAGAGAGUUUGACCCCCUACAAGAACAGGCAUGGCUGAAGAAAAACCAUAGUGCAGAGACGAUUGGGACCGGAAAUAUAACGGAAGAGGCUCAACCUGAAGCUGCUGUUUCUGAAACUGGGCGAGGGAGUACACCUGACAGUAUUGGCAGUUCGAGCUCUCGGCAAGUCACUUCAGGGUUUGAGUCUGGUGGACAGCAGCAGCAGCAGUCGUCAGGCUUCCAGCCACCGCCAUUGUCUCAGCCACUGCCACAGCAGCAGCAGCAGCUUCCUACUUCACAGGGCUACCAACCUCCUGAACAACCCCCACCCCAGUCUGUUCAACCUUACCAACAGCAAGGAUUUCCUGGAUAUCAAGUCCAGCCAAUGUUUAUGGGUGGGCAAGUUAUGAGUCAACAAAAUCCUGGCAUGCUGGUGCAUGGACAACAAUCAUUAGGUCAACCUAGCUUUUCUUCACCAUACCAAACAUACCCACCAGUACAACCCGGGUAUCCUGGACCUCAGAAGGGUGGAACAUCAACUGCAGGUUACCGACCAAGCAACCCAUCUCAACCAACACAACCACAGAGCUAUCCUCAGGACUAUAACCCUCAACAAAGUGUUUUUGCACCCCCACGAUUCACUACUGCACCACAACCACAACCCCCUACAACUGGUAACCCCUACAGCAAAGGUGCUUCAUAUAGUCGCCCUCCAUCACAACCUGGCUACCAGUGAGGGGUAUUGAGCUGCAUGAAUGGAAAAUGGAAGGAGAUCCCUGAGUUAUGACAGUUUAUAUUUGAAUAUGCUGUCAAAAUGCUUAGUAGUACGAGGGUUGUAUACAAAUGAUUUAGACUGUAACCUGAAUUAUGUGAUCCUUGAUGGUGGUGGCUCCCAGUUUACACUUCGGCCCGUUCCACAUAUUCUCCCUGGAGGUCGAUUCACCGUUGCCAUCUCUCUGGCAAUUUCCGUAUUGCCUCAUGAAACCAUUGUUUGGGGGUGUCUCGUUCCCACUCCCUUUGUUGGAGCACGGUGAACCCCAGUGACUGCACGUGCAACUGUGUUCAAUUCCCCGAUAAUGACGCCUUACAUGAUGCUGUCAGGGAGUGGGUAUGAGACACUCCCAAACAAUGGUUUCGUGAGGCAAUACAGAAAUUGCCAGAGAGAUGGCAACGGUGAAUCGACCUCCAGGGAGAAUAUGUGGAACGGGCCGAAGUGUAAACUGGGAGCCACCACCAUAAAGGAUCGCAUAAUUCAGGUUAGUCUAAAUCAUUUGUAUAUGCCCCUCGUAUGUUUGUAUUUCAACCAAGUAUCUCUUGUAUGAUGGAAUUCUUUUGAAUUCAAGUUUUAUUGCUUCAGUUUAUUAUGUUUUAGGAAAUUUAAGAUUGUCACUUGUUGCCUGUAGUUGUGGACACCAAUCAUACAACUUACCAGUUUCAUGUGUCUAAGACGCAUCUUAUCUUGUAAAAUGCUUAAAAUCACAAAAACUACCAACCUGGAACUUGUAUUUGAAAGAAAAUUGAAUCCAAUUCCUUCGAUUAAUUUGUGUCCACGUUUUAUUUUCACUGCCAUUCAUAUAUAAUUGUGGCAUUUAAUUGUUGAAUGAUUAUCAGCGUUAACACUCUUGCUGCCAAACAUUUAAAUACAAUCUGUAAUUAUAUGCCAGAGCUUAAAACCAUGUGUGAGGUUUGGCAUUGUCUGAAAAUGAAUUGUCUCACUCUCUUUGUACUUGAAAAAUGAUAUCAGAUUCUCUUUCAAUGAAAAUUUGUCAUAAAUCAUUGUUCAUUAACAUUUUGUUAAUUCAAAGUGCUUGGGUCAAAUAAUUCUAGCUUUAAAUUGUGUAA
Molecule: messenger RNA, 2511 nt
Organism: Zootermopsis nevadensis
Lineage: Eukaryota; Metazoa; Arthropoda; Insecta; Blattodea; Termopsidae
Biological process (GO): COPII vesicle coat assembly; endoplasmic reticulum to Golgi vesicle-mediated transport
Cellular component (GO): endoplasmic reticulum exit site
Molecular function (GO): identical protein binding
Source: RefSeq, a predicted model, not a curated record